ACAUUUUACUUCCAUACGAGUAGAAGCGGCCUGGUUGUUGUUUACAUUGAUUUACUAACUUUCAUUACCAAUAAAAGUCAUCAAGUGUUUUGAAAAUUAAUAAACAGUUAUAAUUAAAACAAUCAUUAGAAAAAUUGAAAAUUAUAAAAUAUAUGUAUAAUUACAAUGAUCGAAAACGCUGAACUAAUAAUGCAAAUGCUGGAAAUGUAUCAAAUGUAUAAACAACAAGUCCCUGUUGAACUUGAAGAAUAUCUUCGGUAUGUCGCUAAAACAGGUAAUACUCUUUUCCAAUGGACUCUUGUAAAACCAUUUAUCAGAGAAAAGAUCUUAAAUGUCAUUGCACAGUUUACUGAACAAACUUGCUUAGCUGAUAUACCUCCAUAUCCAAAUGUAGACCCAUUUAAUUAUGAAGCAAUGAAGAAUAUGUUGUUAGAACGCUUUGAUACAUUCAAUGGACCUCCAUUUACAAUUCAAAGAUUAUGUGAACUUUUAUCUACGCCAAGAAAAGAAUAUAAUAGGGUAGAUAAGUUCAUGCGCGCUGUAGAAAAAAAUAUAUUAGUUGUAAGUACAUGUGAUUUAAAAGCUAAACGUGAUGAAACAAUUGUUAAUGGCAUCCCAGAACGUUGGGAAAAUGGUAAAGAAACUGAUAUAAAUAUGGAUUUUGUUGAAAAGAAUAACAUAAUUAGUACUGAUGUUAAUAUUCUUAAUGCAAAUGAAACUGUUGAAAGUUUAUUAAGUGAAUUAGAAUCUAUGAAAACACCAGAAACAAAGCCAGAGGAAAAUAAAGAACAAUUUGUUAAUGAAGUGUCAAAUCAAGAAGAAAAUGAAUUUAAUCCCAAAGAAUCAAACAAUGAUCAACAACCCGAUAACCUUUCAUUACCAAAUUCACAUACAACAGAAGAACCUCAAAGUAAAAUUAAAGAAUUUAAUGAAAAAGAACUUUCAUCAGAUGAAGCUAAAGAAGAGCUACAAGAAACUACUGAAACAAAAUCCAGAGAAUUAAAUAAUGAAAUAAUAAAAAGUCCAUUAGAUGAUUGUAAAGAUCUUCCGAAUGAAAUAAUCUCAAAUUGUGGAGAAUCUAGUGUAAAUGAUCCAGUUUCAGAAGAAAAUAAGAUAGAAGAUCUCAACUUAUUAGUUACUGAACCCAAUCGGAUAGAAGGUUCUAUUAUUCAUCAAACUCCAGAUUGUGAUAAUAAGCAAGAUUCUCAAAUCAUACAAUCAAAUGAUUUGGAGGAAAUAAAUGAAGAACAAAAUAAUAUGGAUAUAUGUACUGAAGAUAAUUCAAAGACAUUAAAUAAUGAAGAAGCUAAUGAUGAUUUACACAGUAUUAAUUCUACAGAGGUUCAAAACAGAGAGAGCGAAAAUUCAAUUAAAAAUGAAUCAGUAAUAGAAGCAAAUAAUUCACAAAAUUAUUUGGAGUCUAACAAUAUUGAAAAUGUUCAUGAAGAAAACAAUAAAUCAGAUAUAAAUGAAAGUGGAAUUACUGAGUCAUACACAACUACAGAAAUGAAAGAUGCAAGUGACGAAAAAUUGACUGAGAAUGAGUAGAUUUAGUAAAUAAUAGACCUUAUAAAUGUAUUUCUUGACUGUUUAGGUUAAUGUUGAAAUUACUUGGAUUAGUAAUUGUUGUAUGAUUUAUCAUCCAUUUGAUACAAUUGAAUCCGAACAAGUUGUUUAAUUUAAUGUACAAAAAAUUAUUUCAAAUAAAUUAUAUUAAGUGCAAAUUUGAUAUGAUUAAAUUUAAUUCCAAAAUUA
This is a messenger RNA of Daktulosphaira vitifoliae (grape phylloxera), 1755 nucleotides long. It is a transcript of the gene PPP4R2r, whose product is annotated as serine/threonine-protein phosphatase 4 regulatory subunit 2. Gene Ontology annotation, biological process: protein dephosphorylation. NCBI's taxonomy places the organism in Eukaryota, Metazoa, Arthropoda, Insecta, Hemiptera, Phylloxeridae. Bases 166 to 1548 code for a protein of 460 amino acids. Gene Ontology annotation, cellular component: protein phosphatase 4 complex; cytoplasm; nucleus. Gene Ontology annotation, molecular function: protein phosphatase regulator activity. The record is from RefSeq and is a predicted model, not a curated record. The transcript has a single exon.